AUGGUACAGCAAGACAGUGAAAAAGGUCCGGAGGCCACCCUCACAGAGAAUAACUAUACCGAACGCCCAAAAUGCUUCAACAGCACCCUCCAAGAAUGCCUCUUCGUUUUAACAGCCACCAUGGCCAUCGGCCAACAAUCAUUCUUCCAAGGCUGCAUUGUCGGUGUGACAGCCUCAAUCGGAAAAGAUUUGAACAUGAAUUCAGCUGAGAUUACCUGGAUCAACGCCGGUGCUUCUCUAAGCAGCGGCGCCUUCCUCCUCUCAUUUGGCAAACUAGCCGACAUGUUCGGCCGCAAAACUCUCUUCACAAUAGGAAUGGCCGGCUUCACCAUCUCACUGCUAAUAGCUGGCUUCGCCACAAACGCAAUCUACAUGGACGUCUUCAGCGGCAUAAUAGGCCUCUUCGCGGCAGCCGUCGUACCACCCGCAGUGGGAACCCUAGGCGCCGUCUAUGAAAAGCCCUCGAAGCGGAAGAACCGCGCUUUUGCUUGCUUCUCUGCGGGUAAUCCGCUGGGUUUUGUGGGAGGGAUGAUUAUCUCUGGUGUUGCGAGCCAUGAGUAUAACUGGCGGGCGUCAUUUUGGGCUCUUGCGGUUGUUUAUGCUAUUUUCACCGUGCUUACUGUUUGGACGGUUCCGGCUGAUGGGUUCGCUAGGACGCCUGUGAGCCUUGAGGCGUUGAGGCGGUUUGAUCUACUUGGUACUUGUUUGGUUAUUGUUGGGUUUGCAUUUUUUUCAAGUUCGCUUUCGUUGGCUGGUGAUGCACCGGAUAGCUGGAAGACUGGUUAUGUUCUCGGCUUGUUCAUCGUGGGAUUCUUCUUGCUGGUUACUUUCUUGUAUUGGCAAUCUAUUGCUAAGAACCCGCUGAUGCCACUCUGGGUUUGGAAAGAUCGCAAUUUCUCAUUGCUCAUGGCAACAUUCUGUCUUGGUUUCAUGGGCUUCUCCGCCGUCUCAUUCUUCCUCUCGCUCUAUCUCCAAGAAGUGAAGCACCAAACAUCCCUCGAAAUCACAGCCAAACUCCUCCCAAUGGUCGUCAGUGGCGUGCUUGUCAAUGUUAUCUGCGGUCUGGUCCUCCACCGCGUGAGCAACAAAGUGCUGACCGGAAUUGGAGCACUGGCAUACACAGCCUCCUUCCUGAUUCUCAGUUUCAUGACGGAAGACGCUACAUACUGGGCGUUUAUCUUCCCGGCUUUGGUCCUUGUUGUUGUUGGUGCUGACAUUCAGUUCAACGUUACAAAUAUGUACGUCAUGUCCUCCCUCCCACCAUCGCAGCAAUCCAUCGCAGGAGGCAUCUUCAACACGGUCAGCAAGCUGUGCAACAAUCUCGGUCUUGGUAUUGCAACCUCUGUUGAAGCAUCCGUUGUUAACACGAUGACUGCUUCGACACCUGCUAUCCAGCCUUACCUUGCUGUAUAUUGGUAUGCGGCUGCAGCUGCGGGUCUUUCGUUGUUUAUGGUGCCGUUCUUGACGCUGAAAACUCAGGGUAAUACUGAGUCGCAGGAGAACGAGGGACUUACUGGUGAGAUGGUGGGUGAGAAGAUGGCUAGUACCCACCCUGAGGAUGUGCCUAUUGCUGGGACAACCGGGUCUGUGAUUUCUCCUGCUAUUGAUGUGGAGCAUGAGAAGAGAUAG
Molecule: messenger RNA, 1629 nt
Organism: Penicillium antarcticum
Lineage: Eukaryota; Fungi; Ascomycota; Eurotiomycetes; Eurotiales; Aspergillaceae
Exons: 5
Coding region: 1-1629 (542 amino acids)
Biological process (GO): transmembrane transport
Cellular component (GO): membrane
Molecular function (GO): transmembrane transporter activity
Source: RefSeq, a predicted model, not a curated record